AUGGCCAAGCAGUACGACGCGGCCGAGUGCCCGUACUGCGACGAGGUCUCCAAGUACGAGAAGCUGGCCAAGAUCGGGCAGGGCACCUUCGGGAUCAAGCUGAUUGUGUCUUUGUGGCUGCGCCGCCGUUCAUUUCCUCCUUUGGGUGACCAAAGCAACUGGAAUUCAUUUCCCAUCACAGCUUUACGGGAGAUUAAAAUCCUGCAGUUGCUGAAACACGAAAAUGUGGUCAACCUCAUUGAAAUAUGCCGGACUAAAGCCUCCCCGUACAAUCGUUGCAAGGGCAGCAUCUACCUGGUCUUCGACUUCUGCGAGCACGACCUGGCGGGCCUCCUCAGCAACGCUCACGUCAAGUUCACGCUGUCGGAGAUCAAGAAGGUGAUGCAGAUGCUCUUGAACGGCCUCUACUACAUCCACCGGAAUAAGAUCCUUCACAGAGACAUGAAAGCCGCCAACGUGCUCAUCACCCGGGAUGGCGUCUUGAAGUUGGCCGAUUUUGGGUUGGCCCGGGCUUUCAGCCUGGCCAAGAACAGCCAGCCCAACCGCUACACGAACCGGGUGGUGACUUUGUGGUACCGUCCUCCAGAGCUGCUGCUGGGAGAACGCGAUUAUGGUCCCCCCAUUGAUCUGUGGGGCGGGGGCUGCAUCAUGGCGGAGAUGUGGACACGGAGCCCCAUCAUGCAGGGCAACACCGAACAGCAUCAGCUCACCCUGAUCAGCCAGCUCUGCGGCUCCAUCACGCCCGAGAUCUGGCCCAACGUGGACAAGUACGAGCUCUACCAGAAGCUGGAGCUGCCCAAGGGCCAGAAGCGCAAGGUCAAGGAGCGGCUGAAGGCCUACGUGAAGGAUCCCUACGCCCUGGAUCUCAUCGACAAGCUGCUGGUCCUGGAUCCCGCCCAGCGGAUCGACAGCGAUGACGCCCUGAACCACGACUUCUUCUGGUCCGACCCCAUGCCCUCCGACCUCAAGAACAUGCUCUCCACCCACAACCAGUCCAUGUUCGAGUACUUGGCCCCGCCCAGGAGGAGAGGCGGGCACAUGCCCCAGCAGCCGGCCAAUCAGGGCAGGAACCCCGCCGCAACCAAUCAGACUGAGUUCGACCGGGUCUUCUGAAUCCGGGUCGCGUCGAGACGGAGAUUUUAACGCAUUGUGAUUUC
Messenger RNA from Protobothrops mucrosquamatus (brown spotted pit viper), 1157 nucleotides. It is a transcript of the gene CDK9, whose product is annotated as cyclin dependent kinase 9. Gene Ontology annotation, biological process: protein phosphorylation. NCBI's taxonomy places the organism in Eukaryota, Metazoa, Chordata, Lepidosauria, Squamata, Viperidae. The transcript is spliced from 7 exons. The record is from RefSeq and is a predicted model, not a curated record. Gene Ontology annotation, molecular function: cyclin-dependent protein serine/threonine kinase activity; ATP binding. Gene Ontology annotation, cellular component: nucleus. The coding region runs from base 1 to 1113 and encodes 370 amino acids.